Messenger RNA from Folsomia candida, 29275 nucleotides. RefSeq names its product titin. Lineage: Eukaryota; Metazoa; Arthropoda; Collembola; Entomobryomorpha; Isotomidae. The record is from RefSeq and is a predicted model, not a curated record. The transcript has 77 exons. The coding region runs from base 5315 to 29008 and encodes 7897 amino acids.
UCUUUACAAGUUAACUCUUUAUUUUUAAUUUUCUGCGUACAAAGUCCUCCUUACAUAAUACGCGGAUAAAUAAAAUCUCUCAUUUGUUAUAAAUUUUUUAUAUCAUUUCCUGUGUUUAAUUUACACCUCCUCCGCACUUGAGAACAUUUUUCCACUCAACUUUUAGAUUUAUCAGUGUAUCAAAUCUUAAUCGUUUGUUAACGGUCAUUUACCUCCCUCUUCCAGCGUUGCUCGUGUGUGUGUGUGUGUUCAUUGGGCUCGUCUUGUUUCAAUUAUCACAUCGAAUUAACACAUUUUGGUAAUAAUUUGCAGGUUGUGUUAUUAGAUUGGCGAAUUCUCUUUUGCAUAAAUUGUGUCUACUGUCCGUUCAAAAUUAAUAUGCAGUAAAGUCCUCAAAAUAUUUUAAAAGGUCAAAUGGCCUAAGUUACUGAUUGCUAUUAACAACGAUUUAAUUACGCAUAUUUAUUCUACAUUUUAACUGAAAAUUACUGUAAAAUUUGGAAAUAUUUCGCCAGAUAACCUUUCAGAUUUUUUACUGCAUAUUAAUUUUGAAUGAACAGUAGUGCAUGGUAUGUCUCGUUUGAAGACGUUGGUCAAAUAUUUUACUUGCAUUUUUUUUAGUCUGUGCUGUGAUUCGGUUAAUGGUCUUAAGAGCAUACAUAUGCAAUUAUAUAAGAUUUAUUCCAUUAAGAUUAUCGUGACUCCAUUUUUAAGGUAGAUUUUUGUCAUGUGAUGUAAAAUUUGUGACAAAAUUGCAUCAAGUGAUCUUGAAGAAAAAGUUGUAAUACCAGUUUUCCAUCCAAUCUGUGUACACAUGUAGAUUAGAGAUUUCUAUACUUUAUGUAUCAGGGGAAUUUUAUUAGCAUUUUUUUUUAUAAAUAAUUUUCAGUAAAAGUUAAAAAUUUGAGAGGAAAUAAUAAUCUUAAUUCAGAUUUUCAUCAAAUUAAAUUCCAGAUUAAGAAAAGGAUGAAAAAGUGAGUAAAAGUUUCAAGGUUAUAGAUUUGAAGGUAUACAAGACCUUAAGUAAAGGGUUGAAAAGGUGCUUCCUUGACCAUAUGCAAAGGGGAUUUUUAUUUAACCCUUUAUUUUUUGUGUCUGUUGCGUGGAGGGUCGACUCGCUUCCCAUCAACUCCUCGCUCUCGAGUGUGGUGCGACUGGUGUUGUAUAUCAAAGAAUGAAGGUUUUGGCUUUAUGCAGAUCCGAAAAAAGAGAGAACCGAUUUCUAUUCGGUCUCCAUCUACCCCGCCGUUCAUGCACUUUCACCCACAUGCAAAUACUAAACGAAUUAAUAAAUGCUGUAUGCAGAAAUACCAUGAAUUUCAUUUCAUUUUCAAUCCUUGACACUCCAAAAGUAUUGACUCUCUCUCGCACUACUCUCGCCAUAUAGCCAAGCUUACUCUCUCUCUCUCUUAUAAUAGAAUGUGCCCAAAGGGUUUUUUAGGAGAUAUACACACCUUUAAUCUUUUUAAGAAGCAAGAUUCUUGAUUCCUCUCCUCUCCAAGGCCAACCACACCAUUUAUACACCUUUCAUCCUCCGCUCCUUCUUCUUCGUCGUCGUCGUCGUCGUCUUAUUCUUCUUGCAGCUUAUUACACCACACACACUUCAGACAUCGCACUCACUGCAUCCCAUACCGGUCAGCAUUUUAAAGAAGCAUCUUUUUUCAUCACAUUUCCCAAACGUUUUCCCAGAAUCCUGUAACCAAUUCCACGAAAUUUUUCAGAGAGUGACUCAAGCAGUCGUCACCCGCUCCUCCAAGUCUCUCUUGGCUGGUAAUUAUACAUUUUUUUGUAUUAUUGGAAACGGAAGUAGACGGAGGCGAGGAAGGAGAGAGAGAGGGAGCGAAGGGAGCGGAGGAAUAUGUAAAAAAUCGAGAGGUGGAAAUAAAAGAGGGUUGGCAAAGUGGUGAGAUUGGCCAUGAGGGUUCGGAAGUAGGAGGGAUGAAUAAAAUUCUUUUAACUUCGGGCAACAAAAAUGCGCUGGUUGUGUUUGGUGGUUGUUGGCUUCGUUCGGUUCGCAUUUUACAUUUGCUGCUUUGGAGUUGAGAACGAUCUUGCUCGCUCUCCGUCACAGUUCAACUUCUUGUAAAAUGUGGUAAGUCGAGCGAGUGAGUGAGUGAGAGAGUUGAGAAUUAUUGCUCUUCUUCUUCUUCCACUUGUGUGUGUGGGCAUCAAGCAGAAAAGGACUUUCAGACGGGUGCAUCUGCGAAGAAAAUCGAUCCGAAAAUGGGGGCAGUGGGGGUUUCAGACCAUUUUAACAACAAAAUUUGGUAGCUUACAGGGAAAUUUAUGUUUGGUAUGUGCCAAUUUUUGGAAAGUUUUUUCCUUCGAGGAGGAGGACGAUGGGGGGAAGGUGGGGCUGCUGAUUAAUUGUUGUAAUAGUAAAACUGUAGUAUUGAUUGUGGGUGGGUGAAAUUUAUGCUUUAAAAAUGCUCCAUUUAACAAGAUGCUAAAACAAUUAAUUGAGUGAAAGUUUAAUUCUGUUACGAGAAAAUAGCGACUAAUGUGACUUGAUUAAACUUUAAAAAGUGUGUAAUAAAUGAUAUAUUUCUUUACGUGUGAAAUGGUGGACAUAAAUUAUUUGAACUAAUGAGAAAAGUUUAAUAUAAAGAAUUGAGUGCGAAUUUAUAGAAUGUAUAUUUGUUUUUACUUUUUAACAAUGGUGAAAUUUUGAAUAUUAGUGAUUUGCACAAUUAAUGAACAUUAUAAAAUAACAAAGUCAACGCAUAAAGUACACCGAUUGAAACAUUUUAAAAUAUAAAAAGAAAGUGCAAACACAAUUAAAUCGCUCCCUUCACCACUCCGUUGGCAGCAAAUGAAGAAAUCAAAAAAGGAUGCUUUUUAAAGGGAAAAGCAAUAAUAAAUCAAUAAAAUAAAAUAAAAUUUCUCAUUUAAAACGGUUAAACUCCAGAAAAGUGUGAGAAUAAAAGGCAUGUUAAAUUCCAGAUGAGAAAUUGAGCAGAUCGAAAUUGCAUUAGUUGCAGUUACACAUCUUCCACCACCACCGCCUCUUCGUACAUACAUACAUCUAAAUGUGUUGCAUUGUCUUAAGAAAAAUAUAUAUAAAUAAAAAAUAAGGGAGCAGUUCCGAUGGCCACCUGUUCCUCAACCCUUUUUCAUCUUCUUCAUCCACUAUCUAAAAAAGGCUCCGUCUGCCCUCCAACACGAGAAGAGAAAGAAAAAGAUGAUGGUGAUCUAACAAUUGGAUGCAAGAUGAUCAAGCGAAUUAUGUUACACGAUAUGGAUGUGGUGGUUGCUGGUCGUCGUCGUUCUUCUACUUCUUCAACCCACUACUAACGAGUUCAAGGAGGUAGCAGCCGCAGCCGAAGCGCAAGAUGUCAUAUCUAUUUUUGGUAUAAAGCAGGAGCGAGGUAUUGAAGUUCCUACGUAGAAAGAAAUUUUCUUUUGAAAAUUUAUUUACAAAAAAAAGUUGUAGGAACUUCAUACCGAGCUUCGAAAUAUACCAUAAUUUGCUGCGUGGGAUAUAAAUCACCACCGCAACCAGACGAUGGAGAUAUAUGGAUGAUAUUCAGACGGUGGAAGCAGCAGAGACCGCAGGGGGUGCAACCAGUAUUUCAUUAAAAAAUAAAUAUUUAUAUAAAUUUCAAUCUUUCCCAUUGCAGAUUGCGAUGACGACCCGUAAUCCGUUCUCCUCAUCCGAUUUACUACUGAAUUUGGAAUUUAUCAAUUUAAAUCGGAGAUUCUGGAGCAUCGCACAUUUUUGAGAGGAUCCCGAAUGAUUGGAAAUAAAUAAUAGAAAAGGAAUCAUUGGACCCCAUGCAACGAUGUUCUUCAUUCAUUCUCUUUGACGAUGGCAAAUAUUAUUUAGUAAAAAAGUUGUGAUCCAUUCUCCCCCGUUGACAUCUACUUUUUUCCUCCUAGUUUUAUUCCCCACUCGCGCUGUCUGUUUUUUUAUUAGAAUUUUUGUUUAGUGACUGAUGUUUUGUUAAUAUGGUUGGAUGCGUUGUAAAGAUUCUUGAGAGGAAAGAAGCCAAGUUUGAUGACAGUUUGAAGUGGAUGCAGGGACAGUUUUUUAAAGGGCGAAAUAACCAGUUAUUUAUUGACGAUGCGUUUGUGUAAAAAUAUGUGUUUAAAUAAUCAGAUGAGCUUUAAUAUUUUAAACCUAAUUUUAACAAAUUCCUAUAAAGAGGUAUGAAUUAGUUAAAUUAAUGAGAAUUGCUCCCUUUGAAAACUUUGCCCAUUUAAUUUAGAGAGAGAAAAAAUCUAGAAAUAAAAACUAAAUAAAAACGUCAAAGAUCAAAUUACAUCAACUUUUUCUCUUGCCCAACAAUGGGACAAUUACCCACUUUUCUACUCAGACAGAAGACAUCCAGCCAGAAGAGAACCCCACCAAACCAACUCUAAGCCCAUCAACGGAACUUUUUGUAAAUCCAACCAAAUUCGUGCCUCUCACUAAAGACUUGAGUUCAAGGCAUUGUUCAAGUCUGAAUAGUUUUUUAUACCACUUUUCCCAGUCCUCCCGACGGUGGUGGUGGUGGUUCCUCGAUGAUGAUGAUCUCUAUUGUUAAAGGGAAGAUGCGUAUUGCCAUACAAAUUGUAUAAAAUUCAUAAUUUUUAGUUAUUUAAUUUUUCAUUUUAAUUUAUCAUUUUUUUCAUGUGUUAAAUGAAGAAUUUUAUUUCUGAGGUGUAAAUAAAACUCCAUCUCUCGCUUUUACCCGAUAUUUCUCUUGUUUGGUUUAUGAAAAAGUUUUAAAUUUACUCCAACUCCGGGCACUGGGCACCGGGUAAAACUUUUCUUUCCACCGCCUCCACCACCACCACCACUACAGCACCGAGAAAGAGAGGACACGAGUAAAUGAGAUGUGUAAAAGUGUAUGCAGUCCUUAAUGAUCCAUGGAUUUAGUAUCGUUUCGUUUUUGCAUGGCUUGGACAAAUCAACAAUCUAGAACGACUGCCUCUACACCCCCACAGCAUCGAGUAAUAAUAAAAACUUAGUCAUUUUUUGGACUGAAAUCAAGGAAAUUCCCAAAUGCAGUGCAGAUGAAAACAUCUCCAAAAUUCAAAUGAUGAUGAUGAUGGGUUAAGUUGGAAGGAGAGAGAGAGAGAAAUAUUUAAAAAUAGACACAGACGACGACGACGACGACUUCUUACUCGUUCACUCAGGCUGCGUUCACUCUUCUUCUUAUUUUACUUAAGUUCAGUAAUUCUCUUCAUCUCUUUGUGUUAAGCAUAUCAUUUUAAGAGAACGACAAUAAAUAAUUCAACGCCAUUUUUAUUUUGUAAUUUUAUUAAUUUCGUCCGUGUUUGUGUUAUGGGUUGAUUUGUGAAAUAGUUUUAGUCAACAAUACGAAACAAUAUGAAGUCCAACAGUGACAAUAACGUGAAUAUCACCACCCAGCAGCAACAGCAAGUGGUGCAACAACAACAACAGCAAACCGUUUAUACGCGACAACACCAACAAUCAUCACAGUCUUUUCAACAAAGGACUGGAAUCGUUCAACAGCAACAUCACCACCAACAACAGCAGCAGCAGCAGCAACAACAUGGCACCACGACGGUCAUACGCCAUCAGCAGCAGCAGCAGCAGUCUCAACAGCAUCAACAAUAUAGUAAUAAUCAACCACGAUUUGGUCAACCGGUGUACAGCAACCAACAACAACUGUAUGGUCAACAACCGGUGGUGCCAGUGGUGGGUGGUAUUGCCGCAGCCCCGCCAAUCCUUAUGCAACAACCCGGCGGUGGUGGUGGACAAGUUCUCGUUCAGAACAUUAGUCAAUAUCCACCAAGUCCGCCAAUUUUUAUUGAAAUUUUCAAAAACUCGAGAUUCGCAUUGGGCGAUAAUGCCAUGUUUGAAGGAAGGAUUAGCGGGUGGCCAAGGCCGACGUUGACUUGGUUAAGAAAAAAUCAACCCUUGCCGUCCAGCUCCAAACACGCACUUCGCUACGAUGAUGUCAGUGGCAAAAUUUAUUUGCAAAUCAAUAAAUUAGGACCAGGAGAUGAGGGUGACUACGUAUGUGUCGCUCGAAAUCAAUUUGGAGAGGCAAUUUGCACAGUCACCAUCCAACCUGAGAUGCUGACGGCAAAACCUGGGGCUGCUCCAAUGAGCCCCACGUAUCAAGUUGGGUCGUCUCAACCUCAACAAAUCAUGUAUCCCAAUUCGAUGUUUAAAGUUGAUGCAUUUGAGCAUCGGCUUUUGCGAGAAAUUGAGUACAGACAAAAUUUGACAAGAAAGUAUCAAGAUGAUCCCGAUGUCUAUGUAAUUUCACCACCAAACACGGCCCCAGGACAGCCAAGGAUACUGCAAAAACCCAAAGAUUCCAAAAUUAAUGUGGGAUCAACGGCUACAUUUUUCGUUAAAGUGGAGGGAGUCAAUACCAAAGUCGUGUGGUUUAGGGACGGACAACGGCUUCGUGCAGACCAUCGUCUCCAUGUCACAACUCCAGACAUUAACACUGUUGCCAUUACAAUUGAAAAUAUUCAAUCGGAUGAAGCAGGGCACUAUACUGCAUUUUUUGAAAAUCCGUGGGGUUGUGCCUGCGCUAGUGCACAACUGGAUGUUGCUAAAGUCAAGCAGCAGCAGGUUCAACAGGUCCAACAGCAACAGCAACAGCAAACGAUGCUAAUCCACCAGUCGACAUCGGUUUACAAGUCUGAAGAAACGACGACAGCGUCGGAGAAAGCACUUGCCCCAACAUUCACACGCCUCCCAAUUCACACACAGAAUCAAACGAUUGACGUUGAGGAAGGGAAAUUGCUUCGUCUGGAUUGCAGAGUCAACGGACGACCCGCACCCGAAGUCAAUUGGUUCCUUAAUGAUCAACUCUUCAUCGAUGACGCUACUCAUAAAAUUCUCAUCAAUGAGCAAGGAUCUCAUUCAUUAAUGAUUACGAACGUUAGCAGGAUGGAUCAAGGCUCCAUCGUAUGCGUCGCAACGAAUAAAUCUGGUCAAGUGCGAUUCGCAUUGAAUUUACGUGUUAUUGAAAAGGAGCAAAUUGUCGCACCCAAAUUUGUCGAAAGAUUCAGCACCGUGAGUGUCAAAGAAGGGGAAACGGUCGUGUUAAGCGCAAGAGCUGUGGGAAAUCCAAUCCCCAAUAUUUCUUGGCAGAGGGAUGGCGUACCGUUAAUUCCUGAUUCCAAUGUUACGAUAACUUCACGCGAAGGAGCCUCAACUUUGGAAAUUCGUUCUGCCAAUCUGAACCACAGUGGUUGGUAUCAGUCAUUGGCACAAAAUUCUGCGGGUUCAACUGCAACACGGGCUCGUCUCUUUGUUGAGAAAGCAAAGGAGGAAGUAAAGGAAGCUCCGUGGAGGCUGAAUCUACCGAAACCAAUCAAAGUCAUAGAACCCGAGAAAUCUCCAAGUCCUGAAGUGAUUUAUCUUCGUCACAUUGAACUGCAAAAACAGCAAAGGAUUCAACAAAUGGAAAUUGAACGCAGUUAUGACCCACCCGUUUUUCUGAUUCCGUUAAGAGACCAAAUUUCACAAUAUGAAGGAACUAGGGCCCAUUUCGAAGCGAAAAUCCACCCCGUCGGUGAUCCCACGUUGCAAAUUCAAUUUUACAAGGACGGCGUGGCACUACCUGCGACGUCUCGUGCCAAUAUCACUUAUCGAUUUGGUUUCAUUGCUUUGGAUCUGCUUGGACUUAUCGACAGUGACAGUGGGUGCUACACUUGUGUGGUCACUUCCGCCACCGGAAGUGCGGAAUCAAGUGCCAUACUCAGCGUCAUGGCUCGUGAAACAAUAACUCAGACGAUGGACUCGACAUUCCAACAAUUGGAAUCGCAACGAUAUCUCAAUAAAACCAUUGAACAUGUCGAGCCGACAUAUCCACCACCAAAAUUUUCUCGCUUUCUCAAGCAGACGAUCACCGAGAAAGAGGGGCGUUCCGUUCAUUUGGAAGCGCAGUUACAGGAGCCGAUUUCUGAUCCUAACUUAAGGAUUAUUUGGGAAAGAAAUGGACAGAGCAUCACCGCCAGCUCGAGAAUUACCACCAUUUCAAAUUUUGGCUACCAAAGUCUGAACAUUAUGCACUUGCGUUUGGACGAUGCUGGAUUGUACACAAUUCGUGCCGUGAAUCGAAACGGUGAAACAACGAGUCAAACAAAUUUGAUUGUUGAGGCAGUAUCGCAAAAGACUGAAGGAUUCUCAAAUUAUCAAGCGAUUGAAGAACUGGAAGCUUACAAAAGCAUUUCCAAUUUCAAUUCCGAAACUUUGGAAACUUUUUCCGCUCCGAUUUUCAAGUCCCAUUUACAGGACCAACUGAAUAUCCGAGAGGGCGGAUUCGCUCACUUUGAGGCAAGAUUGGAGCCCAUUGGUGACGACUCGCUAACCGUCAGUUGGUUUAAGGAUGGGAAAAUGAUCGAAGCGUCAUCUCGGAUAUCACAAUUUUUCAACUUUGGCUACGUUGCCCUCACAAUAAAGCAACUCACGAAAUUCGACGCCGGCACUUACACCGUCGUUGCGACGAAUAAAAAAGGUCAAGCGAAAUCCAGCAGCUCCUUGACGAUCCAAUUGAGACAAGAGAGCAUUGUGACGGAGACGAGUCACGAGGAAAGCUUAGCCAAAAUCCAGAGCUUGGAAAUGAGGAGCAGCAGCGCAGUGUCGCAGGCAAUGAUGGACCAGGAGAAAGUUAUGCCGGCUCCUAGGUUUUUGGGGCCAAUGAAAUGUACCAAUAAAAUUAAAGAGGGCCAGCGUGCCCACUUUGAAACCAGGUUGGAGCCACAAAGUGACAGCACCAUGAAAAUCACGUGGUUGUUAAAUAAUCAACCAAUCCAACCUGCAAAUCGUAUCUCCAUGCAUCACGACUUCGGCUAUGUUGCCCUGGACAUAAAUAAGGUGAGGAUGGAGGACACUGGGAUCUACACCUGCAUCGCCACCAAUCAAAUGGGUCAAGCACAAAUUAUGGGACAAAUGGAAGUCUUGGAAGUCCUGCAGGAAUACACGGAAACGGAACAAAGGAUUAUUAGCAAAGCGGCGCACGAUGUGGAAACCAUUUACCAAGAUCAGUAUCAUAAAUCCAAACCUGUGUUUUUACACGGUCUCAGCCAAGACGUGACCGUUUUAGAGGGAAAGAAUCUCCAUUUAGAGGCGAGAUUAGAGCAUGGGUGUCACGAUGUCCAGUGGUUCUUUAAUCAGAAACCAAUUACAAUCGGAUCCAGAUUCAGAACGUUUAAUGAUCAGUUUGGCUACAUCUCCCUCGACAUCAGUCAAAUGACGAGCCAAGAUUCUGGACAGUACACUGUCGUUGCCUCGAAUAAACUAGGCCAAGCACAGUCCUCGUCUCGCGUGAGAGUGGAAGUCGUGCGUCAAGAAUCGUAUGAAAUGUCACAGGAAUUUGAAAUGCUCGAGUCACGUGGGCAACAUUCUCGACUUGAAGAAGUUGAAGAUUUACAACCAAAAACGAAACCAAUUUUUAUGAAACCGUUGAAAAAUCACCAAACUAUUGAAUUAGCAAAUGUGCACUUUGAAACAAGGAUCCAACCCAUUAACGAUCCCACCAUGAAAAUUAGCUGGACUUGCAAUGGGCAACCGAUCCCGGUUGGACAUAAAUUCCGUCCCGCAUUUGAGUUUGACUAUGUCGCAUUGGACUUGUUGACCGUUUACGUUCGAGACAGUGGGGUUUACACGGUGACUGCUACGAAUUCCAUGGGAUCCGAGUCGUGCUCAUGCACUUUGAAAGUGAUCAGUCGUGGUGAGGCUGAGAUGGAUGGAGGGUAUUCUGGGCAGGGUUUGGAACAAUUGCAGUAUUUGGAAGACUCGACCAUGAGACAUCAAAAGAGGACGGAGCUCAUCACGGAAGAAUUAAUCAAACCGAGAUUCCUGACCCGACCCAAGGAUUUGAAUCUCAAAGAGCAAAUGAGGGCGCAUUUCGAGUGUAAAUUGGAGCCCAUCAAUGAUCCGAACCUUAUCGUCGAGUGGUGGAAAGAUGGCCGCCCAUUGCAAGCAGGAUCGAGAUGGAAACCUAUAUUCGAUUUUGGCUACGUUGGGUUGGACAUUUUGCACCUGGUUUCGGAAGACUCUGGCGUUUAUGUAUGCCGAGCAACGAACGCCAAAGGAUCUGAUGAGGUCCAAGUUCGACUAAACGUGAGCAGUUCCAAGAGCGUUAUCCAAACGAGUCAAGUAAACGUGGAGAAAUUGCAAUACAUUGAAGACAAAUCCAACAAGAAAUUCAAGUAUGACCAAGAAAUCGUGUCGCAAGCCCCUGUUUUCACCACGAGCCUCACAAAUGUAGAAAUCAAAGAGGGACAGCGUGCUCAUUUCGAGUCGAGGAUAAUCCCUGUGUCGGAUGAGCUGCUAACCAUUCAAUGGUUCCACGAAGGCAAACCCGUCCUAAUUGGAUCCCGAAUAAAUGAAAUCAAUUCAUUCGGAUUUGUGGCACUCGAUAUUUUGCAAGCGACGGCAGAGGACGCAGGCACGUAUUCAGUCGUGGCACGCAAUGCAUUGGGCGAAGCCGUGACGAGUGCAAAUCUUCAAGUGCACCCAAGAAGAUCCAUAAUUUCAGAUUCAAUUUGUCAAUCUUCGAUGCAAAAUUUACAGUAUUUGGAAUCUAAACAACAACAAAAGGCGCAAUAUGUGGAUGAAAUGGUCCAACAGGCGCCAAUGUUCACAGUCCCCGUUCGAGAUGUUCGGACACAAGAGACGAGGAAUGUGCACUUUGAAGCGAGAUUAAUUCCUGUCGGUGAUAGCAACUUGACGACCACGUGGUACAAAAAUGACGUGGAGUUGGAAGCGUCCAACAGAAUUUCCACGAUGCACGACUUUGGCUUUGUAAGCUUGGACAUAAAAUAUGUCAAUUUGCAAGAUGAAGGAACCUACACGUGUCGAGCCGUGAAUCAUUUUGGUCAGGCCGUGACGAGUGCGAAGCUGAUAAUCGGACGGGAGCAGAUUGAGCAAAUCGGGAAUCAAGAGCAGCUCGAGAAGCUUCGUUACCUUGACGAUUUGUCGCGUUAUGACCGAUCAAAGAAAAUUGAAGAAAUACGAACAGAAAUGCCACCAAGAUUUGUUACCGAGUUAAACGGGAGGAAAGAUCACAAUGAACUGGCUAGCUGUCACAUGGAAGGAAGGAUUGAACCGUAUCCUGACGACACCAUGGUCGUCACGUGGUGGAAAGAUCAGAAACCGUUGACGAUGGGUUCUCGCUUUAAGACUCUCUACGAUUUUGGUUUUGCGGCGCUUGACGUAAUGCAGCUAGUUAAAGAAGACAGUGGGGUGUAUGUCUGCCAUGCGAAGAAUCAGUGGGGCGAAGCUCAAAGUACCAUGGAAAUCAACAUCCAUCCUCAAGGCUAUCCCGUGAUAACGGACACCCAACACGUCGACGCCUUGGAGAAAAUUCAUAACUUGGAGGCCAAAAAAUUAUCAAAAAGAGAGGAAUUUCAACCAGCAAUUUCAGAGAAACCCAAUUUUAUAAGACCGUUAAGAAAUGCUCAAGUGGGCGAAGGCCAACCUGUUCAUUUGGAAGCCACCCUCGUCCCUGCAAAUGACCCCUCAAUGGUCGUUCAAUGGCUUCGACAAGAUGGGAAACCGAUCCCACAAGGACAUCGCUUUAAAACUACUUGUGAUUUUGGAUACGUCGCGUUGGAUUUGUUGUACGCUUUCCCGGAGGACAAUGGGACAUAUAUUUGCAAAGCCAAAAACCUGAAUGGCGAGGCCGUGACGACGUGCAGUGUAAACGUUGAAGGAAAGAAAGGUCUUUUAUUGGACACGUUGGAUGAACAACGACUCCAAAAAAUCAAAGCUCUAGAAAAUUAUGAGCAACCGAUGAAGGUUGAAGCGGAUCUCGCACCUGAAAAACCCGUCUUUCUCACACCGCUAAAUAAUUUGGAAAAAUUAAAAGAAGGGGAUCAUGUCCAUUUGGAGACGCGACUUACGCCCGUGAACGAUCCAAAUCUGGUCGUGAGUUGGUUUCACAAUGGAGUUAAAUUGAAAACUGGACAUCGUUUUAAGACGACCCACGAUUUUGGAUACGUCGCCUUGGAUAUUUUAUACGCGUAUGCAUCCGAUAGUGGAACAUAUGUCGCACAAGCUAAAAAUUUAGCAGGAGAAGCCACCAACACCUGCAACAUUGCCUGUCAAGAUAACCAACAAAUUUAUUAUGAAAGCCAACACCCGGAAGCAUUGGCUAAAAUUCAUGCUUUGGAAGCGUUGGAUAGGCAACCACGCCCCGAAGAAGCUCAACUUCCUGCCCAGCCACCAAUGUUCAUGACACCACUCGUGGGAAAAACUGAAAUUCCUGAAAAUACCCGAGCCCACUUCGAAUGCAGGGUCGAACCUAGCAGAGACCCUAAAAUGCAAAUUUCUUGGUGGAAAGACGGAAAACAAUUGCCUUUUGCUAACCGAUUUCACACUACUUUCGAUUUCGGCUACAUCGCGUUGGACAUUGGUCAGGCGAGUAUUGACGACGAAGGAACAUAUCGCGUCGUUGCCAAGAAUGAUUAUGGGGAAGCAGAGAGUGAAAUAGAUUUGAAAGUGCUUGGUCAAGGUUCCACCGUGGUUACGGAUAGCAUGAAACCCUUGGAAAAAUUCCAUGAUUUAGAAAAUAAGCCACAAGAGGCGAGGAUGGAUUCCGUUCCCACGUUCCAAAGACCCGUUUUCACAGUCCCAUUAAACAGUAUCGACAAUAUUAAAGAAUCUCAAACCGCUCAUUUCGAGGCGAGAUUAAUCCCCGUUAACGAUCCAAAUUUAACGGUGACUUUUUAUCGCAAUGAAAUUCCCGUUGAAAAUUCCUCAAGAAUUAAAAAGACGCAUGACUUUGGUUUCGUUGCCUUGGAUAUUCAAAGUGUUCGAGACUCAGAUGUUGGAACAUAUACAGCGAAAGCGAAGAAUUUAAUUGGUGAAGAUGUCACGAUGGGACACUUGCAAAUUGUUUCAACGGGUGUAAUUGACACCCAAUCUCAACAUCCAGAAGGAUUGAAGAAAAUUCAGCAAUUGGAACAACCACCAUCCGCACCCACGGAACUUCCUGAUAAAGCAUUCGAUAAACCAGUGUUUGUAAGCACGCUCACUGGUCCAGACGAACUGUACGAGGGUGAACAUGCUCACCUCGAAUGCAAAGUUAUCCCAGUUGGGGACCCCACCUUAACUUACGAGUGGUAUUUAAACGGAAUAGAACUCAAAAUGGGAAGUAGAUUCCAGAGCAGAACAGAUUUCGGCGUUGUUACGCUUGACAUCAAAUCAGUUAUUCCUGAAGAUGCAGGGAUUUAUCAGAUAAAAGUGAGAAAUAAAGCAGGCGAAGCCAUCAACAGUCACACAAUGAAGGUGAUAGCAAAGUCCAACAUUCAAGGAGACAGUGUUCAACCCAGCAGUUGGGGACGAAUUCAAGAAUUUGAAAACAGACCAGCCGAACCACCACAAUUUUUAGACAAGUUGCCAAAACAACCACCAGUUUGGACCAGAAACAUUGAAUCCGUUGUCGUCGCUGAAAAUAAAACUUUCCAUUUAGAAGGAUUCGUCGAACCGCGUGGGGACCCGACACUUGGCGUUACCUGGUUUAAAAAUGGAGUCGUUUUACAAAUGGGAACCCGGUGUAAAAGCACGUUUGAUUUUGGACUUGCCACUUUGGACAUCACCGGAGCGAGAGAAAGUGACAAUGGAGUUUACACUUGUGUGGCUAAAAAUAACUGGGGAGACGCGACCACGACUUGCACGGUGAAAGUUGAAUCUAAGCAUUGGCUACAAAGUGAUUCUUUUAGACCGGAUGCUAUUCCGAAAAUACACGAAUUGGAAGCACCACCUGCACCACCAAUGCCCGCUCCGGAUGCUGAAUAUGGUCCUCCCGUCUUUACCACGCAUUUAAAUAACAUUGAAGUCGAUGAAGGAGAAAGCAGUUUGUUUGAAUGUCAAGUGGACACCACAUUUUGGAAGACAUGUGAUAAAUUGGAAGUCGUUUGGUAUCAAAAUAACAAAUUGGCCACACAUCACACCAGAACUCAUCCAAAGAAUGAAUUUGGAAAAAUUGAACUUGCCUUCGAUUCUACAUUUUUAUGCGAUGAGGGCGUGUGGAUUGUGAAAGCCACGAACUCAAAAGGAACAGCACAAACGACGGGGACGUUGAAGGUGCGAACCAAAAAAGGAUUCGAUACAGACACACUACACCCGAAAGGCAAAGAAGGAUUGGAUAAAGUUGCUCAAGUGGAAGCGGAAGUGGAAGCAAAAUCGCGCAAGGGGCCGAUCGAGGAUGUCAUACGACCACCAAUAAAGCCAUGGUUUGAGCCCCCAUUGGAACCAGAAUUCCGUUACAAUGCAAAAGAUGCCAUGAAUUUGCCAUGUCGUGUUGAACCGAAAGAAGAUCCAGAUUUACAAAUCGAGUGGAUAAAGAAUGGAUUGCCCUUGGACACGGGGACUCGAUUCAAGUCCACAUUUGACUUUGGCUUUGUGAAUUUGUGUCUGGAGGAUGUGCAGUGUCAACGAGACGAAGGAAAUUAUACGGUUCGAGCAUGGAAUAAGCAUGGAGAAGCUUUUACCUCCUGCGUCGUCUACGUCGAAGAUAAAGGAAAAGACAUCAUUUACGAUACGCAGCAUCCCAAAGGACCGGAAGGGUUGGAUAAAAUUGCACAACUUGAAGCUGCCAGAGCUGAAGCUAAUAAAAAACCUGGAGAAAAAGAAUUAACUGGAAUUCCACCCAAAUUUACGACACCGUUUGAAAAUCUACGGAAUUUAACCGAGGGUGAUUUAGCCCACUUCGAGGCUCAGCUAAUUCCGCUUAAUGACGAAACGAUGCGUGUGGAGUGGUUUCAGGAUGGAAAACCAUUGGACGCAUCCUCCCGAAUUCGUUGCAUUUAUGUAUUCGGAAUGGUUGUAAUGGAAAUUGUUGGAGUGAACUUAAGUGACACGUCUAAAUUUACAUGUCGUGCUACGAAUGCUUGGGGAAUGGAUGAAAUUUCCUGUGAUUUAGAAUGCGUUUCUGAGAAAGAUCGAGUUGUUAAACCUAAAUUUACAAGGCAUUUGAAAGACUUGGAAGUCCCAGAAUCUACUUCGGCACAUUUCGAGGCUACGCUAAUUCCUGUCGGGGAUCCGGAUAUGCGCGUUGUUUGGUAUAAGGAUAAUGUACCGCUUGAACCUGCAGCUCGUAUAAAAACCACCUACGAUUUUGGCUACUGUGUGCUUGAUAUCAAUGGAGUGACAGAGGACGACGAAGGGGAAUACGAGUGCAGGGCUCGGAAUAAGCACGGAUCUGAUUUGACAAAAGCCGUAUUAAAGUUGAUCGCAGGCCGUCGUGGGGUUCAAGGGGAACCAAUUGAUCCAGACGCAUAUGCAAGAAUUUUGGAAUUAGAAGCGUUUGGACGACAGAAGCCGGAAGUUAGCACGAUUAUCAAAUUGCAACCACCAAAGUUCACGAUUCCAUUCGAAAAUGUAACACUAGCCGAGGGCCAAAGUGCGCAUUUUGAGGGACGAUUAAUCCCCGUUGAUGAUCCAGAUCUUAAGGUGACAUGGUGGAAAGAUGGUGUCCAAUUAAGAAAUGGACACAAAUUCAGAAUUUUCCAUGAUUUUGGAAUUGUAAUAUUGGACGUUUUGUGGUGUUAUGAAGAAGACAGUGGCGUCUACGAAUGUAAAGCAGAGAACAAAUUAGGAAAAGAUCAAACAAGCGCUAUUCUAAAAUGUAGUCCUAAACCAAGUUUGAUUUUCGACCCACAAAUUCCAAAGAGCAUGAUGUCAGUUCUGGAUAAGAUUCCAUAUCUCGAGGACAAAUCUAAACCUCUAAAACCGGAACAGAUGCGAAAAACCCAAGCUCCCGUGUUCACCGUUCCACUCGAAGAUGUUCAAUUAAGAGAAGGAGAAAGUGCGCAUUUUGAAACUAAAUUAUUGCCCUUAGACGACCCAAAACUGAAGUUAGAAUGGAUGAAAGAUGGAGUUCCACUGAGAGCUGGGUCCAGAUUUAAAACUUUCCAUGAUUUUGGUUUUGUGAUAUUGGAGAUCAAUUCGUUGUAUGAGAAUGACACUGGAGUGUACACUUGUCGCGCAUGGAAUGAUCACGGAGAAGCCACAAUUAGCUGUAACCUAACUUGUGCAGGGAAACGGAAUCUUAUUUUGGAUUCACAAUUGAACAGACUUGGAUUGGAUUAUGAUAAAAUUGCUAAAUUGGAAGGAUUAGGAAAUGUGGACAGCAGUCGAUCUACUCAAGACGAAGAUGAGGAUGGAAAACCACCAGAACUUACACAACUGUCAGAUAUUGAAAUACAGGAGGGUGGCCUGGCCCAUUUUGAAGUUAGACUGCUUAAUAAAAGCUCGAAAAUACGCAUCGAAUGGUUCCACAACGGAAGGGCAAUUAAUCAUGGAUCGAGAGUGAAGACGAUAAAUGAUUUCGGUUUUGUAAUUUUGGAAAUUGGGCAAGUGCUGGGCCGCGAUGGUGGGACGUAUCUUUGUCGCGCCACCAACGCCCAUGGAACAGCUACAACUGAAGCUAAUUUAACGGUGAAAGGAGGACGACCACAAAUAAUCACUGAACCACAAUUACCAUCCCAGUUUAAAACUGGGACGGAAUCAUUGCAAAAAUUGGAGGAAGCAUUGUGGCAAAAGAAACCUGGUGCGCCAUCAUCAGAAGAACAAGAACCACAACCUCCAGUGUUUACCAAGGAACUGGACGACAUCGAAAUCGUCGAGGGCCAGCCUGCCCACUUUGAUUGCAGAGUUGAGCCUGCUCAUGAUAGCUCCAUGAGAAUUGAAUGGUAUUUCAACGGGAAACCAUUUUCAUUCGGAUCCAGGAGUCAUACCAGCGAUGAUUUCGGAUUCAUCUCCUUGGAUCUUGAUUGGACAUUUGCUCGAGAUUCUGGCAACUACAUUUGCAGAGCGGUGAAUGCUUGGGGUUUUGCCACCACACGAGCAACAUUAGUAUGCAAAGGAAGGCAGGGAAUAAUAAGAGAAAGCCAACUUCCACGUGGUUCAGCCAUGGAUGCUGAAAAACUGAACCAGUUGGAACGCGGACCAAUAAGAGAUGAUCAUUCCAUUCCUGAUGCUCCAACUGGACCACCAGUAUUUGUGGAAAAAUUAUCCAGUGUCGGCGUUUCAGAGGGUGAAAGUAUCCACCUGGAGGCCCGGGUUGAACCAAAAUCUGACAGCAACAUGGAAAUUAUUUGGCUUCACAAUGGAAAAACUCUCAAAUCUGGAUCAAGAUUUAAGCAUGUUUAUGAUUUUGGCUACGUUUCCCUCCAAAUUCUGUACACUUACGAGGAGGACAGCGGAGAGUACACGUGCAUUGCAAGAAAUAAAUUAGGAGAAGAUAAAACGGUAGCAACCGUGCAGUGCAAGAGCCAACCCUCCAUCGUUCUGCAAAACCAAAUGCCCAAGGGAAUGAAACGCUCCGAAGCGUUGGUACAAAUGGAAGCCGCCAUCAAACAGCAUACUUCUCAAGUCCUGUUAACAGAGGACGAUAUUUAUGACGCGGAUAAAAAACAACCACCGAGAUUCGUCACUCAAAUUCAAAGCCAGACUGAGUUAACGGAAAUGCAAGAGACUAAAUUCGAAUGCCAAUUGGCUCCCGUCGGAUGUCCAACUAUGAAAGUGGAAUGGUUUUUCAAUGGAAAACCACUCUCAAAUAAAAACCGACUGCAACCAAUUUAUGACAGUGGAUUAGUCUUGAUGAAUUUCCAAUGGGUUUAUCCUGAAGACAGCGGUGAAUACGUGUGCAGAGCAACCAAUUUGUAUGGGACGGAUGAAACCCGUGCAGUCAUUAAGACGACGGGGAAACCAAACAUUAUUUACGAGUCACAAUUACCAAAAGGAAUGCAAUCUAUUGACAAAAUUAGACAAAUGGAAUCUGCAUGGAUUAAAGGAAAGCAAACCGUGGAGGAACUGGAAAGGAAACGAGAAGCACCCAUUUUUGUUACAAAACCAAACCCUGUAGAAGUUUGGGAAGGAGAAUGGUCCAAAUUUUGCAUUAGAGUGACUGGCUAUCCUCGGCCACGCGUAUUAUGGAUCGUUAACGGAAAAACGGUCAUGAAUGGAUCCCGUUACAAAUUAACGUACGAUGGAAUGUGGCACUUGGAUAUCCCAAAAACUCGUCUUUAUGAUCACGGGAAAGUGGAAGUGAUUGCUAAAAAUUCUGCAGGGGAAGCAUAUGCAUCGACUGAGUUGGUAGUCAAAAAUAGACACGAUGACUACAGAGCACUCUUAAAAACAUCACCACGACGUAACAUCCGCCAUCUCGAAUUUGAUGAAAUACCAGAAUUUAUGGAAAAGAAAAAAGAGAAAAAAUCAUCCCUCAAAAAGAAAGUUGUAACAAAGACAACUCAAAGGCGUGUGUCGUUUCAUGAAGAAGAACAAGAAUUGAAUGUUACCCAAAUCAUCCCUGAAAUCGGAUUAGGGGAACAAAAACACGACACAACAACAAUCCAAUCCGGAACCCUCGGACUCAAUGACACACUACAUCACCAGCUCACCCACGACAACCUCCUCGUCUAUGACAAAGAAGUCGAUGACGUAAUAAAACUACCAAGUCAAGAACAAGCAGUUUUUAGUAAAAGAGAAAAUCUUACUGAAAUUACAAACAGUGCAAAUUUAGUUUUCGAAGGUUUGAGAGACAUGACCGAGUUUAGUUUAGAUCAGAAAAAUGCCUUAAAAUCAACAACACCACAUAAUGAACAGGUUUCAAAGGAAACAAAUUUAAUACUGCAAUCUGAAUCUGAAUUUAUACCUGGAAAAAGUGGCUGGGCUACGUCAAAAUCCAGUUUUGUCGAAAAUAUUAGCCUUACCAAUGAAAUUAAUGAGACGUGUGACACAACCAGUGGCGAUGUAAAACUCUUACCAGUAACACCAUCCACACAAACGAACGUUGAGGUAGAGCAAGGGAAUAAUAAUUCUUUGACGGUGAGGGAUGUGAUACCAAAGUUAGAAAAUGAAACCAUUUUAACAACUGAAACCUUAGAUGAAAAGAAAACUGUCAAUGUUAAUAUUGAGGGUGGAAAAAUGGGGAUUUUAAUGAGCGAAACUAAACCUUUUGAAUCAGUGGGAGUGAAGGAUGCUUUCACUAGUAACGAGCAAAAAGGGAAAGUCUUACCUUCUGAUUUGAUGACGGAGUUAGAAUGUAGCAAAGUUUUAGUUUUGGACAGUGUUGUAGAAUCCAAACAGGAAUCUUUGAAAUUGACGAAGCCUACUGAAUCCAUUCAAGGAUUACAAAUUAAUGCAAUAAAAUCAACAACGACCACAGAUCUGAUUGAAAAUGUUAGCGAGUUUAACACUGAGAAACAUAAAAAUCAACAAGUUACAAAAUUUACAGUCGAUGUUACAGGAAAAAUGCCAGAAAUUAAUGAAAAUAUGAUUUAUGAGAAUAGUGGGGUUUAUAAAUCCAUUGACUCCAUUGGGGAGAAAGUGAAAGUAGGUUCAACGCAACCACUUGAAGGGGUUUAUACACAAGAAAAUGUAAUUUUUCUAAAAGAACAGGAAUUUCCUAAAUCAUCAACGAAAAAGGAAAAUAUUUCAAUAAGUUUUGAACUAGGGAAAAGCUUAGAAAUUGAACAAAAUCCAAUUCUUGAUACUUGUGGUGAGCAUAGCAUGAAAUUGGCAGAGGGUCAGAAACCAAAAAUGGAACUAGAAAUUGGACAUGAGAUAGAAACCAGGGUUGAAAAUGUUAUUGAAAAAUCAGAGUUAAUUAUAAUUCCAACGGAAAAAGAGAAAGUCAUCCCAACAGAUUUACAAUUUGAAACGUAUCAAACGGAUCAACCAGAAAUUAUUGAAGGAUUCAAAGAAUUCACACACAAGUCUGAUUUAGGAAUGAAACCUAAUUUUCGAUUAAGCGAAUCCGUUGGUGGUGUGGUGGAUAAUUUGAUUGUAGAUUUUAAAGAAAAGGAACUUACGAUUCCAGAGUUUAAAGUUGAUAAGCAAAAUAUUUCAACAGAUUUCGUUUAUUUGCAUGAAAAUCAAGGAGAAAUCAUUAAACCUUAUGAUUCAAAUGUUCCAAUGGAGAUUAGUAGUGAAAUGGAGAGGAAGGGAAAUUUUAGUUUAGAAUCUGUUGGGAAAGCAGUUGGAUUGAGUCAAUUAAUUCAAACUGAAGAAUCAGUGGGAGACAUUUCACAACAGGAACAACAAAUUCAACAAAACAUUACAUCAUCAUUUACCGAACCAAAACCAACGAGUUCUACAUUUACUAAUUUAUUACUUGAAAACACAAUUCCAUCCUCGGAGGAACAGCAACAAAAACAACAAGCAGUUACAAAAAUCGAUUCACUUUACUCUACUCAACCAACGGAACAAACCAUCAACUUUUCCUCACCAACGAAUGAUACACAAAAAUCCAAUCUCGUAAUUCUAGAAGAACAAAAUGUUGUGAGGCGAAGGGAAGAAGAUGUUAGAAUCGAUUUAAGUGAUAUUUCUCAAGCGGGGAAAGCUGUGGAAAUUGCUAAACUCAAAGUUGAACCUUUAGAUUUGGGAGUGGAAAUUUUAGAAAUUUGUUCUGAACUUGAUGUUGGGGUGAAUUUUGGACAGGGAAAAAUCAAAGAUAUUGGCGGAGCUGGUGGGGAUAAAGUUGCCAGUGUUGAAGAGAUUGAUUUGAGGAUGGCUGGGGAGAAAGUUGGGAUAAAGAAGGGAAAGAAAGUGGGGGUUAGUGAGCAGGAGAUGGUGAAAGAGGAAAUGGAGGAGGAAGUGGAGAGAGAAGAAGAAGAAGGUAUCGUAAGUACCACAGAAACACGCUACAUUGUUCACCCAGAUAAUCAACAACACAUUGAGACACUCACAACAUUCAAAUCAAAUAAGGAACAAUCAGGUCUUGUGGAGAUCACGGAAAUAACCGAAGAGGAAUCCACCUUAUCAACUUCAUCAAAAAAGAAAAUAUCCCAACCUCAAGAGCAACAAAUCAUGCCAGACGAUGAAACUCUUCAAAAACUGGAACAACUAGCAUCGUCAAAAACGAAAGCAAAAUUGAUAACGACGGAUUCGAGGCAAGAACCACUUUCCAUAACACAAAUCCAACCCGAGGAAUACGCAGAAGUAAAACCCGUCGGCGAAUUGGGCAGAGUGAAAGCAAAGAAAACGCAAGACGAGCAGAAAUCAUUGGAUGUUGAAGUAGUUUUGGCAGAAGAGUCCCUAGCACCGAUGAAAAUUAAAGAUUUGGAUACGAAAAAAUCUACAAAAUCCAUUAUGAAAACCAGAGCAGUUAAUAUUGAUGAACAAAUAUUGCUGGAGACUGCUGGAAGUACUGAUAAAUUUGUGUCUAAAUCGGAAAAAGCGGAGAAAGUCAUUAAGAAAUCCCAUGAAUUAUCCGGUCAAGUGGAUUUGCCUUUGGAAAAGGAAGAAGGUUUCACUGGGAAAUUGCAACCAAAAGGAUUUAAAGGGAAUUUGAACAUUAUUGAAAAUGAAGCAAUUGAUGUGAGCACUGUUUUAGUUAAAGAAUCGACGGAGAAAGUGGAUAAAUUUGAGUAUAAAGAAGAAACAGCCGGACAAAUUAUUAACAAGGGACAAAAAGUUGGUGUUACAGAAGAGAAAAUUUUACAUGAAAAGGAAUCCGUGCUAAUUCCAUUUGAAAGGAAAGAAGAACUCGCAAGACCAGCGCUUACCGAAUCUGAGUCCAUUUCUGUACAAGAAUAUGUUUCAUUACAUAAAGAAAUUGAUUCAGAUUUAGCAUUAAAAUCCGUUCAAGAAAAUGCUACCAAGGAUUUCAAAUAUGAAAAACAAAUUUUAACCGAAAUGAACAUCCCAUUAAGUUCAACGGAUAGUUUGAAGGAUUUUGUGUUACCACAUCAAGCCCAAGGUGGAAUUGGAGUUGAAAGGAAUCGUGCCGUCAGCGUUAGAGAAAUCAGAACUGGGGAAGAAAUUGGUCCAAAUAUUAAGGAGUUUAAAUAUCGAGGAUUGAAUUUAACUGGUGGAAUUGUCGAGGGUGAAAUGGGAGUUGUUGACGAGAGGGGAGUCGUCAUUCUCGAAGGGGUCGGUAAAGUUGGAGACUCCAAAGGAAAUGAACAAACUGGUGUAAUCGGAUUGGAAGGGGGGAAAGUUGGGAUUUCUGUGAGAGAAGUCGUUGGGUUGAGUAAAGAAGGGGAUUUUGUGGAAAUGGAGAAAGUUGUUGAGAAACAGGCGAAACCUACGUUGGAUGAGAAAGAGUUGGGCGUUGGAUCGACCAAGAAAGUUAGGAUUCUUGAGAAGGAAAAAUCCGUUAAAGAAUUUGAAAUGAAAGAAGAUAAGGGGAAAAUUUUACAAGAGCCGGUUCAUGGAAUUUUUGAAGAAGUUCAAGUUGGUUUGAACAAAGAGGGAUUAUUAGAAAUGGGAAAAUUGGAUGAAAAACAAGCUAAAUCUACUUUGGAUGAAAAAGAAUUGGGGGUGAGCUCUAAGAAGCAGGUGAAAGUUUUGGAGAAAGAGACUCCAACUACAGAAUUCAAACUUAAAGAAGAUACAGCAAAACAAAUAAUUGAACCAGUUCAUGGAUUGGAGAACCUUGAACAAAUGAAAUUAUCCAGUGAAGGGAAGUUAAAAGAAGAGAAAGUUGAGAGAAAGCAGGCGAAAUCCACCUUGGAUGAAAAGGAAUUGGGCGUGAGUUCCAAGAAGCAGGUGAAAAUUUUGGAAAAAGAAACGACAACUACAGAAUUUAAACCACAAGAAGAGAAGAUUAAACCAACAAUGGAGCCAGUUCAUGGAGUAGAAAAACAAGAACAAGUUAAAUUAACUAAAGAAUCCACGUUUGAAACUGAGAAAUUAGCUACGAAAAAUGCACGUCGUUCUCUUGGAGAAAGUGAAUUAGGAAUCCCAUCAAGUCAGUCACAUGUAAUUUGUGAUAAAGAAAUUGAUACGAAAGAUGUAAAGAGUGAGGAGCAAAAUGCAAAAUCAUCAUUCGAACCUGUAAUUGGGAUUGAAAGCCAAGAACAAGUCAAAUUAUCAAAAGAAACGGAUUUACCACAAGAGAAAUUUGAUACUAAACAAGCUAAAUCGACUCUAGAUGAAAAGGAAUUGGGCGUGAGUUCCAAGAAGAAAGUGAAAGUUUUAGAAAAGGAAAAACCAACAGCUACUUUGGAAUCGAAAAAAGAACAAGCUCAACCAGUUUUACAGCCAAUUCAUCCAUUGGAAGAGGAAAUACAAACAAAACUAACGAAAGAAACUACAUUCGAAAGUGAGAAAUUGUCUACAAAGAAUGCACGUCGUUCUCUUGGGGAAACAGAGUUAGGAAUCCCAUCCAGUCAAUCACAUGUAAUUUGCGACAAAGAAAUUGAUACGAAAAACAUAGAAACCAAACAAGAAAACGCACAGUCAACCACAACACCACAUCAUCACAGAACAGAAGAACAGCAAGUACAGUUAACAAAGGAGUCUGAUUUAGUAGAGGAUAAGAAACCGGGUUUAUCAAAAGCUCGGCGAUCCUUAGGUGAAACGGAGCUUGGUUUACCCGUUAGCAAAACCAUACAAAUCAGUGAAACAGCGGAAGCCCAAUCUGAAGAAGGUAUUAAAUAUGAAAAUGCUAAGCAAAGUUUAACUGAGAAAACAGCCGUUGAAAAAGUAAUGCAAGUUGAAUUAUCGAAAGAGGGGAGUCUAAAGGAUGAUAAAAAACCAGAGAAAAAACAGGCUAAAAAGAAACUGGAUGAAAACAUUACACUUGAAGUUACUGAAAUUAAACCAGAUAUUCAAUUAGGACAAGUUGCUAAAGUCACUGUUCAAGAAGACACGGCCAAAGUACUGCUUUCACCAGAAAAUGUAGUCACCAUUUCAGAGGAUCGUCCAGUGAGUCCUGCCGUGAGAGAAAUUCCAGUCAUCGUUGAAGAAUUUGGACAAGCUAAAGUUACCCAAGAGGAUGACGCAUUGGAAAAAGGGGAAGUCCGAAUUGAAGAAGUUUUUGAAGACCAACCUCAACCCGUUGUCGAGAGGAAGAAAAGGGUUAGCUUUUCCAUUCCUUUGGAAGAAGAGGAAGUCGGAGUGAGUGAGAAAGUCAAGAAAAAGAAAAAGAAGCCAGAUGCUGAACCAACGGUCAAGGAAGCUGUUGAAGAAAGGAUGAUACCAAUUAAGGUUGAAAGCGAUGUUGAAAUUGUCGAGAUUUUAGAGGAGACGCCAACAGAAGUUCAGGAAGUGAAAGUAGCAGAGAACGUCCCAGAAGCGGAGAAAGUAAAGAAGGAAAAAUAUUCUACAAAAGCGGUGUUAAUCGGUGAUAUCAAGUAUUAUAUUCCUGAGGAAUAUAUUGAAGAAAUUGAAGAGAAAGUGCCAAAAAUCAGAGAAGUCAUUGAAAUUGAACCAUUUGUUUUUGAGAAAGCAGAGUCACCUGAAAAACCUGUAGAAUUAGAAGCACCCAAAGAAUUGGUGGCAAAGAAAAAGAAGAAAGUUAAGAAACCGAGUGAAAAAGAGGAAGAAAUUGAAGAACUGGAUAAAGAAAAAGAACCAAUUGAAGAGGAAAAAGUGGAGAAAGUAGAGAAAAUCCCAUCAAGGAAAUCAAGUUUAAAAGAAGAGCAAGAAGCAAAAUCUAAAAAGAAAAUGUCAAUUUCAAAACCAGAAGAAGAAAAGGAAACAAAGGAAAAAUUCCAAGACGAUGCUGAUUUAGGAUUCAAAAUUAAAUAUCAAACACCUGGAAUUUAUGAAGAAGAGGAAGAAGAUAAAAUUCCAAAAGAAGUUGAACCUGAAAAAUUGGAAUUAAAAUUAAAAGAGAGGGACGACGAACCCUUGGAGAAAGCUGAACUGAAGAAACGAACAAAAUCUCGAUCUAAAUCGAAAGAAAAAGAUGUUCCAGAGGAAGUUCCAGCAGAAAGCGAACCAGUUGAAACUCAAGAAAUUGAAAAAGUUGACGAACCGAUAAAAUCAAGAAGUCAAUCUGUUGACGAUGGUCGCGAAAAGAAGGAGAAAUUCGUUGCUAAAGCUUCAUUGGAAAGUGAAAUUAAAUGGUACACACCUGAAGAAUAUGAAGAACUUGAACAAGUGAAAGCCGAACCAAAACCAGAAGUUGAAAUUGAACCAUUAGUUUGGAAAGAGAAAUCAGUACCAGAAGAGAAAGCGGAGGAGAAACCCAAACCUCUGGAUGAGGAGGAUGUAGAUGAAUUAAAGAAAAAGAAAGUGAAGAAAGUAAAGAAAGCUGAAAAACCUGACCAAGUUGAUGAAGAGAAAGCGGAGAAAGUUCCAUCAAGGAAAAGUAGUCUGAAAAGUCAGGAUGGGAAAAGUAAGACUAAACAAGUUGUUAAACCAGAAGAAGAACCAGAAACUAAACAAAAAUUAUCUGACGAUGCGGAAAUAUCAAAUAUUAAAUUCCAAAAACCUGGAAUUUAUGAAGAAGAGAAGGAAGAAAUUAAAAAACCAGAAGUGGAGCCAGAAAAAUUGGAAUUAAAAGAUGUUGAAUCUGAUAAAAAGAAGAAAAAGAAAGUUACGAAAGCUGGGAAACCGGAGGAAGAAGAAGAACCAGAACCAGAACCGACGCCAGUACCAAAAACUGAAGAAGAAUCCCCCGAGAAAUCCUUACCAACGAGUAAAUCCUCCACUCGUGAGCCAUCCUUGGAACCCGUGACGAAGAGAAAGUUCUCAUCAACAGCAAAUCUUGAUUUCCAGAUAAAAUACUAUACCCCUGAACCAUUUAUUGAAGAGAUUAUUGAAAAGAAACCCAAGCCAAUUAUUGUCGACGAUGAACCAUUGGUGUUUAAAAAGGAGAAAUCACCUGAAAUUGUAGAAAUUAAAGAAAAGAAAUUAAAAGUUAAAAAGAAAAAGUCAAUUCCUAAAGAAACCCCAGAAGAAGAAAAGGAAGAAGAAGAGGAAGAAAUUGAAGAAAUAUUACCACAAGUAGUUAAAGAAGCUAGUCCUGAAAAAGUGGAGGAAAUCCCAAGCCCAGUCCAAUCUAAACCACCAUCAAGAAAACCAUCCGUUGAUAAAACAUCUAGGAAAUCAUCCAUCGAACCAAUACCGGAAGUCGUGCCUGAGAAAAAGGAGAAAUUCUCAACGAAAGCUGUAUUAAUCGGGAAUAUAAAGUAUUACAUCCCGGAGGAAUAUAUCGAAGAAAUUGAAGAAAAACCAGUAAAAGAAAGAAUCGUUGAAGAUUUAGAACCAUUAGUUUUUAUUCCAAAAGAAGAACCAAAACCUAAAGAAAUUGAAAUGAAGGAAAAGAAAUUAAAAGUUAAAAAAUUGAAACCAAAAGAAAUUGAGGAAGAAAUUCCAGAAGUUGAACAGGAAGUUGAACCGGAGAAAGUUGUCGAGGAAGUUGUAAAACCAGAGCCAAAACCGGAAGUGAGAGUUGAGGAAGUUGUAGAAGAGAAAGCCCCCUCUAGAAAAUCCUCAAUCAAAAAGAAGGAAGUCCCAAAAGAAGAGGAGAAAGUGGUUAAAAAGAAGGAAAAGGAAGAGAAAGUUCAAUUGGCUGAGAUUAAAUGGUACACUCCGGAGGAUUACGUGUUGGAAAUUGUAAUUCCAGAAGUUAAGGAGAAGGAAAUUAUUGAAAUUGAAAAACCGGUUUACGAAGAAAUCGAACAGGAAGAAGUAUCAAUCAGUAUUAGCAAAAAGAAACCGAAAAAGAAAAGCAUAAGCGUUGAGCCCGAAGAAAGCGUGACGAUUUCUAAAGAAAAGAAAAAAUCACUUUCACCCGAGGAAGUCGAGACCGUGGUUAAAUUACCGUCCAAAAAGAAAUCACUUUCUCCUGAGGAACAAGAAGCAUCCGUGACAAUCACCAAGAAACCAAAAGAAAUUGAGGAAACAGAACAAGAAGUUCAAGUGACUUUCACCCAGCCAAAAGUCGAAGAAAUACAAGAACAAGCCACGUUAAAACUGAAAAAGAAACCAUCAAUUCAAAAAGAAGAAGACGAGGAGUCCGCGGAAUUCACGAUAAAACCAACGACGCAAACUUUUGAAGAAAUCGAACAGGAUAAAACGAUAAAAUUGAAAAAGAAACCCAAACCAAAAGUCGAACCGGAAGAGGAAGUCGCAGUGGAAUUAACCAUAAAACAAGAACCUGAAGAAGAACCAGAAUCCGCCGAGUUCCUAAUCCCCCGGAGAAAGUCCCAACCGGUAAUAACCACCGAACCAGAAGAGUCCAUAACACUUUCUAAAAAAGAAAAGGAGCAAAUUUCCCAAAACGUUGAAACCUCAAUCACUCUGAAACCAAAGAUUAAAAAACCCAAACAAGAAGUUGAAGAGGAAUUUAUAAUGAAGAGAAAGGAGCAAAGAAUUGAAGAAAUUGAGGAAAACGUGACGAUUAAACAGAGGAAAAGCAUCCCUAAAAUCGAGCAGGAAGAUGAGGAAGUCGAGGGGACUUUCGUUAUCGAAAGGGAAGAAGAACAAUCCGCGGAUUUUCUAAUAAAGAAAGCGCAGCAGAAAAAAAUGGAGAAAGUCGUAAAAGAAGAACCGGAAGAGUCCAUAACUUUAACUAGGAAAGAGCAAAAGCCAAUUUCCAUGGGUGAGGAGUCCGUCUCGAGUGAAAUCACGAUAAAGCGGAAGGUCCCUUAUGAGACUCAAGAGGUUAAUGAGGAAAUCACCUUGAAAACGAUUGACCAAGUGUUUGAAGAUAUCGAAGGUGACUAUAAAGUUAAAUUGGGGAAAGUUAAAAAACCGGAGAAAGUUAGUCAAGAAGAAUCCGUGGAAAUGACGUUGAAAUUGAGGCCGGAAAUCACUCAGGAGUAUUCCGUUUAUGAAGAGGAAGAGCAGCAGAUUGAGAUUAGAAAGAAGACUUACACCGUGGAGGAGAUUGACGGGGAGGGCGGGGUGGUUAUUAAAAAGAGGGAGAAGAAAAUUGAGAAGAAAUAUGAAGAGGAAUCGGCCGAGUUUGAUGUUUUGCUCAGGGGCGUGGAGAUUCUGAAGGGCUUGGAACCGGUGGUGCAGUGUCAGGUGGGACAGUUUGUCGAGUUGGUCGUGGUUAUUCGGAGGGAGGGGGUCGCGAGUGUCGUGUGGGAGAAGGGCGGAGUGGUGCUCCGAGAGAACUGCGAAGUCCUCCAGGGCUCCUCGACCAUAACGUUAAAGUACUCUAUCGAAAAAACCACCUUUGACUCUGCUGGGGACUAUCGCGUCUUUAUAAAAAAUGAGCAUGGCGUCGUGGUCGAAUUGGAAACCACGAUCGUUGUUAAGCGUGAGAAGACCACGUUUUCCGAAAAACUCACGGACACCGAGGUGAUCGAGAACGAGACGGCUAUUUUCACGGCGAUCUUAUCCGACGAGCAGGGGCAGGUCUCCUGGUUCAAAGACAGCCAGAAAUUAGUGGAGAAUGAGAGGAUCAAGUUCAUCCGGGAUGAUAAAGUGAGACAAUUGGUGGUCAAACAGGUCUCGGUUCAUGAUGAGGGGGAGUACACCGUGGUGAUCGUGGGGGAGAUUGACGAUGAGGAGUCCUCAGCAGAGUUGGUCGUCGUUGAACUCCCCCCUGAAUUGUGUAAAUUCCUGACGGACACGACGGUCCAGAGUGGCGAAUGCGCUAUCUUUGAGAUUGAGCUGACCAAGGGGGACGCGAGGGUCACGUGGUUCCAUGAUGAUGUUGAGAUUGUCUUGAGUGAGAGGGUGCAGUUGGCCAUUGAUGGGAAGAGACAAAGAUUGGUUGUCAUGGAUUCCGGGGUGAAGGAUGCCGGGGUUUAUUCGUGUAGGGUCGGGUUGGAGGAGGGUUACAGUUCCAGGGCCAAGUUGACCGUCGUUGAACCCAGCGUAUAUUUCAAGAGGAAAUUACCCCCCGUUACCAUGGUUACCAAGGAAACGGAGGAAGUUGAGUUGACCUUGGAGAUUUCGGAUGAGAGUUCCAGUGUUUCUUGGUUUUGCAACGGAAAAACGGUAAAGAAAAUCGACCGCUUUAAAUCCGUGAAGAAAGGGACGAAGCGUGUGUUGAAAAUUAGCAAAAUCCUCCAUGGCGACGAUGUCGAGUUCAGUUGUUUAAUCGAUGGGAGCAGCAUUAGCACGAAAACUAGCGUCGUUUUGGAGGAAAUCCAACUCCCCCCGAAAAUAACGACCAAAACGGACCCAAAAUACUACCCAAAAAUCAACCAGGAAUUUCCCCUAAAAAUCGAGUACAUAAACAAACCCACGAAAUUUAUAUGUUCGGAAAAUGGUUCGGAAAUUCAAAACCAAGAGUUUGGAGUGGAUUCCACAAUUUUAAAAUUCACCAUAACAACGAAUACUCUGAUUAAAUUUGUUAUUAAAAAUUCCUGUGGAGAAGACUCUGUGGAGUUUAAUCUCCUCCCAACAGGCCCCCCUCCCCCCCAGGCCGUCCAAUCUCCAUAGAAACCACGCCCCAGUCAAUAUUCCUCCACUGGACGGAGCCAGAAUUCCAUGGAAACUCAAAAAUAAUAAAUUACAAAUUGGAGUACAAAUCCGACGAGGACUCGAAAUGGACCGAAGUGAAUGAAGAUUUUAAAAUUGAAGAAACGAGUUUUAACGUUUUUGGCCUUAAAACUAAUUCAAAAUACAAAUUCCGAGUGAAAGCGGAGAAUUCCACGGGAUACGGUUUCUAUAGCGACGAAAGUGAAGAAAUUAUCGUCGAGAAGAAAA